Messenger RNA from Caretta caretta (loggerhead turtle), 1637 nucleotides. The record is from RefSeq and is a predicted model, not a curated record. Lineage: Eukaryota; Metazoa; Chordata; Testudines; Cheloniidae.
AUGGGUUAUCCUCUCCUUGUGGGGCAGCUGCUGUGGCAUAUGGCUCCUCUCCUACAUGUUUCAGGGGACACAACUGAAAAAAUUCUAACAGCUGGGAACGUUUCUGCAGUUGAAAACAGCAACAUCACCCUGCGGUGUUCUCUCUCUUUGACCAAUGCCAUUGUGUCGCAGGUGAACUGGAACAGGUGUAACAAGGUCACGCUUGCAGUUUAUCUAAACAAAGAGAAAGGCAUAGUCCAGCCGGUGUUCACUGAGAAGGUAUCACUGGCAGCAGAGUACGGGAUAACAAUCCACUUAUUAGGUGUCAAUGACACUGGAGAUUACUGUUGUGAAUUUCACACCUUCCCUUAUGGGAUAUAUGAAGGGAGAAUGUUCCUGGAACUGGCAGGAGCAUCAGAGGAGAUGACCCUUUGGAAGAACCUUCCAUACAUAAUAAUCAGCCUGAUAUUGGGAGUUCUGCUCCUCACGUGUUUCAUAGUCUGGAUCCUUAGGAGAAAGAAACAAACUCGGAAGAUCCACGUGCCGUCCCAUGUCCUGCAGAAGGCGCCCUCCAGCAGCAGCGGGCAGGACUGCAGCUCACCAAACCCUACCACAGGCAGCUCAGCAGAGGCCAGGGUGGCACCUGCCAGCAGCGUGGGAGCUCAGGAGGAGUCUGAUGAUGGUCACGACUAUUUCAAUGUCCUGUAAUACAAAAGCCACAGCAGCAGGCGCACCGCGGUACAAAUGGGGUAGCUGGGUGGGGAGGAGGGAGUUUUGGCUGUGGGGAAGCUUAGCAUUCCUGCAUCAAUUCUUUAGUUGAAACCUUUCUGCUUCCUCCUAUUAAGUCCUGUAAAACGGUCUGGAGGUUGGCUGGUCAAGAGAAAGGGUAUGUGUGGUGAUGGUGGUGGAAGGGAGAAGUACAGAGCACUGUUGUACAGGCACAGGGUGUUUGCACUGGAUAAAUCAAGAGAUUGGGAAGGCCUUUACCUUCUAGGGUUUUGUUCAAAAUCCCAUCCAGGCUAGUAGCGACAAGAAGUUGUUACUAGCUGAAGGGCUGCAUGGAGGUCUCACUCCAGUUUUCUAGGGGUACCAGUGACCACAUCACAACUGGGGGAAGAAAACUGGUUCAGUAGAGAAGCAAGGUAAUGACUGAGUCAUGGAUAUUGACUUCUCCUCUCAUCUCUGGAGAUGGUCUCUUGAGCAGGGCUGAAGAACACUAACUGGGGGGCUUUGUGUGGGAAUGGUGCCAACCCACCUGCUGCUGCUUGGACUAUACCUGAUCUGAUGGAUAGAGGACUUCAGUCUCCAAAGCUGUCAGUGCAGCACCAUUCACUAGCAACAGAAUUUAGGCAUGAAAAUGGCUGUGGGGCAGUCAGUUGCCACUCGCUUUGCAUAUGGGACCUGCUGGAUAAUGGGAAGCAGCCUUUUGAUCCCACAGGACCCUGCUGGUUAAUGACAUGCCUUGGGGUUGCAAUCCUCAGGCUGAGACCCACUGGAAUAUGUCCCUGGAUUGUCAAUAUGGCCUCGCGGUGCAGAUUUGAUGAGUUUACCUUGUUUUGAGAAGAGCGCCUCCUGGCUGUAGAAUGAGGAAAAAAAAUGUCUAGAUUUCCAUUAAAAUGCUCUUUCAACCCCUGCUAUGGAAAUGAUUAUCCAAUGUA